Molecule: messenger RNA, 1471 nt
Organism: Aspergillus steynii IBT 23096
Lineage: Eukaryota; Fungi; Ascomycota; Eurotiomycetes; Eurotiales; Aspergillaceae
Product: SDR family oxidoreductase
Exons: 1
Coding region: 395-1345 (316 amino acids)
Source: RefSeq, a predicted model, not a curated record
UUUAUCUCUACCGUUACGAUAGAUCCAUCUUCAAUCUACCAAAGUCGAUGCUCAUACCUCGUUGAUGAGACAGGAGAGUGAGAGUGAUUUCUGCCUGAUCCCCGAUCGAAAUGGAUCCACCAGUACCCCUGUUUCGCUCGUACAUCCAUCCAUCCCCUCAUCACACAUACACAUCCGAGCAAGACGAGAUGUCUAAACUCCCAGGAUGACCGGUGCAAGUCCGGGUGCGGAGACACGCGAGCUAAUUCAAACAAGUUCAUUAAUUUUCCUUUCACUGAAGGCCUCGGAGUUGGUGCGACCCCACCACGAACUGCAAACUACAUCAUUCCCUCGUCACGCCAACACUUGAUCGCUCCAAUGUAAACUCUCAUUCCCAGUGCAUCGCCCAGCCGACAUGAACAUUCUCAUCACCGGAGCCGCCGGCUUCAUCGGCCAAUUGCUCGCCAAAGAACUCCUCAACGACCCCUCGUACCAACUCAUCCUCACCGACAUCAACGAACCUCCAAUUCCCACAGGCGUGAAAUAUCCCCAGAAUGCGCGCGCCGUGACCACCGACCUCCUCCGCGGGGCCGACUCCGUGGUCAACAAGUCCCUCGACGCCGUAUACGCCUUCCACGGGAUCAUGUCGUCCGGGUCCGAAGCGAACUUCGAGCUGGGGAUGAGCGUGAACGUCGACGCCACUCGCAACCUCCUCGAGAGCCUGCGCAAGACUUGCCCCGGGGUCCGUGUCAUCUACUCCUCCAGCCAAGCCGUCUACGGGCAACCGCUACCCGAAGUCGUCACGGACAGCGUCAUCCCGACGCCUCAGUCGUCCUACGGCGCAGAGAAAAUCAUCUGCGAGACGCUCGUCAACGAGUACACGCGCCGCGGGUUCAUCACGGGCUUUGUGCUUCGCUUUCCCACGAUCUCUGUGCGGCCGGGCCGUCCAACGGCUGCGGCGUCGUCGUUUCUGUCCGGCAUGAUCCGUGAGCCGCUGGACGGCGUGGAGUGCGUGAUUCCGGUGGAAGACCGGUCGUUCAAGUCGUGGCUGUGUUCACCGCGCACGCUGGUGCAUAAUUUGAUUCUCACGCUGGGAUUACCUGCGGAUGCAGUGCCACCUCAUAUCCGCCAGAUCAAUGUGCCGGGGAUCUGUGUCACGAUCCAGGAGAUGAUGGAUGCGUUGGAAGCGGUGGGCGGGAAGGACAAGCUGGCGUUUCUCAAGGAGAAGGAGGAUCCCUCGCUCAAAGCUAUCCUGGACUCGUGGCCGACUCGGUUCGAUAACGCGCAGGCGAUCUCGUUGGGAUUCAAGCGAGACGCGUCCUUCGAGCAGGCGGUUAGAGACUAUCGAGAGGAGAUGGCGCAAUGAAGUGGGAGUCCGUUAAGAGGUUGAUCUUGUUCAACCUUGGAAUUGUACAUAUGCCUUCGUUUCGACUUGCAUAUAGCACAUCAAUUGGGCAGUUUACAAUAGACACCAAAAUGGCACGAUAACCGA